AUGCUGCGCGCUCAAAUGCGCCGCCUUCCUGACGUCGUUACACUACUUACAAAAGAAGACAGCACGACUGAGACGCAGGAAAGAAACAGAAAACAUGCUCUCAUUACAGAGUAUGACUGUGACCCCAGAAAGCUCGCCUCAUACGACGGCGACGUCUACUGGUGCCUCUGGACACCCUGGCCUGUAGUGGAAUACCAACUCACGAAGCUACCCUCCCACAGCGACUCAAACAUCUACACAGUCCAAGUCGGGUGUAGAACAUAUGCCGCCAGACUUUCUGAAAAUCCUGAAGCUAUCAAGAGAGAGGUGCAGAACCAUAUUUUGGUGGUAAAGAAAAUGCGUCUGUCAUGGGGCAAAGCUACACAGGACUUUUAUGAGGUAAACGAAGAUGAUCCGUCGCAAAGAAGCACAGGAUCAAGACGCUGCAACAAGAACAAAUUGAAUCCUCGUAGCAGUCGACUCGAUGGGCCUCCUUCGCCGUAUAUCCCGGAUUUUGUGUCCGAGAUUAUCCAGAAUGGUCAUGAAGGAAAAGAUAUCGCAACAGCAGGAUACAUUACCGACUUCAUUCCGCCUCUCCACCCAUCCACCGCCCGUGCUCUUGUCGGCACGUUUGUAGAUUCCAGUAUUCAAGAGUCGGUAAAAAAUAACCCGAACCUGUCAAAUGUCAGGCUACAAGUCCAACUCGGCAUGGUGGCACCUCCAGACGACCCCCUAAGUACGAGACUCCUUUCUCGCCCCGUGUAUCUCGACCAGCUCCGGCGCGAGGCAGAGCAACCCCUGAAACUAUGGUGUCAGCAAAUGGGCAUAGCUUUGGCAAUCCUCCACUGGGAGUGCAGGCUCGAUGCAGCUGGCGUCAAGUUCUAUCUCGCAUCUGAGACGAGAGGCCGUACGAGGCUGUGGAUGACCAACUUUGGCGACUGCAAGCCGCUGCAACCAGGCCAAGACGAAACAAAGUCGAUGGCCGAAGCUGUCUAUGACAACCCAGUAUGGCCGCGAUCUCCUUUGAAGCGAGACAAGGCCGAUGGGAAAGAGUAUCGCCUGAAGAAGCGUGCUUACAAGAGCUUCGUCCGAGCGUACAUUAUCGCAAGUCAGAAGAUCCUGUCACAGGACUCGCCAGAAGAUACCAUGUGCUAUCCGGCCUAUUUCCUCCGCAAGUUGACUUUCAUGAGCUCAGGCUCCUGUCCAAUUCUGGACGAGAUCCUGGACAGACUGAAAAAUUUAAAGAUGAAGUUCUAG
Fusarium mangiferae is the source of this 1236-nucleotide messenger RNA. RefSeq lists its product as uncharacterized. Bases 1 to 1236 code for a protein of 411 amino acids. Lineage: Eukaryota; Fungi; Ascomycota; Sordariomycetes; Hypocreales; Nectriaceae. The transcript has a single exon. The record is from RefSeq and is a predicted model, not a curated record.